Staurois parvus is the source of this 331-nucleotide messenger RNA. NCBI's taxonomy places the organism in Eukaryota, Metazoa, Chordata, Amphibia, Anura, Ranidae. The record is from the annotation of a GenBank genome assembly.
UUUUUUUUAACUAGUAAUGGCGGCGAUCAGCGACUGCGAGACUGCUGCAAACAUUCUGACAAUGGGGGGAACUGACUUGGUGUCACUGACAUCGUCACUGACAUCCCCAGUGACACCAAUACACUCUGACACUGUACUAAUCGUACUGGGCAGCAAUGGGGUUAACAUGAGGGGCAAUCAAAGGGUUAACUGUGUGCAGGGAGUGUUUGUCAAUGUGCUUCACUGUAAGCACACUGCUUUGGAUGGCUGUGCUGUGCACAGCCAUCCAAAGCAGUGUGCCUGAGUUUACAGGGAGGAGAAGCGUUAGUAAACAAAAAGUCCUUCUCCCCAU